CAAACGAAACGAAACCGAGCGAACAAAAUGGUUAGAGAGAAGGUUUCGUCCGUCGUAUUUCAGAUUUUCUUUUGUUUUUGUCUUAUUCAAGGAACUGCUGGUGAUUCAAGUUCACAAACAGAUACUAACACCAUAGUGGGAAAGCCUAAACUUGGUAAGAAAGGCAACAAAAUCUAUCGAUCUUGAGCUCACUUUACGGGUUUUGCUGGAUACUUUAUUUCAUCGGCGCCAUGUAUUUUUUUUCUAAGCAUGGCAAGGCCCCUUAUCAACAGCCUCAUCCUAAAAACGAGCUGUAAAAUUUAUGUACAGGGUAAGAGUUCCGUACAACCUCUGGGAGGGGAGGUGGGGAUGCGGGCGGGGGUGGGGGGUGCGCACGUGGGUACUCGACCUAUAUUUGGGUAUAGAUGAGCCGCUAAAGGUUUGAAACCCUGAUCCCGUUUAGGACAAAAUAUUCCCAAACCACAUUCUUUAAUCUAGCCGAACUAACUUCAAAAGGGAAAAAUCACAAAAUAAACUUCAUUAUAAAGAUUUAUAUGUUUGAUUUGGCAUCUGAAUCAAAGCUGGUCCACAGCUGUCAUUCUCGGCUGAGCCAGCCGUAGAGAACAUCUGAGCCAAACCAAAUUCAAUUAGCUGUUUUGAACUGAUUCAGAUGCCGUGCUUCACAUAAACGUAAUUAAAUGAAUUUGAUUUGGCCCACCUAAAGUACAGUGUCUGAACCACACUUUAAUAGGUGCAUUUAUGUUUCAGGCCACAGUUGCUCAAAGGUGGAUAACACUGUCCACAAGAUAAAACAUUAUCAAGCAGAUACAUUUGGGAAAGCAAUUGUGUUAUCCAGUUGGAUAGCAUAAUCCACUUUUUCAACAGCUGUGGCUAGGGCUAGAGCACUCUCCAUCCCCAGGCCGGCUUCUUUAGACAUUUUACUUCUAGUUAUGGUUAAUACUGCCUUUUAGACAGUUUUGUUAGAGCCCGCUAGACUGCAAGUAUUUGUCCCUCUCUUUCCUCAGGGAUAGUAGAUUGAAUGCAUAUAAAAAUAACCACCCAGAAUUGUGCAGAGAUAAAUGAAGAGAGAAAAUGAGGGACUACAGACUAAAGCCCAGGCCCCAUACAGUUGUUCAAAAGGUGGGUAACACUAUCCACUGGAUAAAUCACUAGUGGGUAAGUAUUAGGGAAACCAAUUGCACUAUCCACUGGAUAGAGAUUUAUUCGCAGGAUAGCGCAAUCCACCUUUUGAACAACUGGGGCGAGNACCACCCAGAAUUGUGCAGAGAUAAAUGAAGAGAGAAAAUGAGGGACUACAGACUAAAGCCCAGGCCCCAUACAGUUGUUCAAAAGGUGGGUAACACUAUCCACUGGAUAAAUCACUAGUGGGUAAGUAUUAGGGAAACCAAUUGCACUAUCCACUGGAUAGAGAUUUAUUCGCAGGAUAGCGCAAUCCACCUUUUGAACAACUGGGGCGAGGUGUCUAACUUUGUGCAUUGCUGUAGCCUAAGAAAACAGCUGAAAUUGGGCGAUGCCACCACUGGUUUUCCCCGCAAAUAGAUGUCUGAGAAAAGAGUGCAGAAAUUCCAUACUGAUAAUGCAUCACUACCUAGAUCUGGGUAGUGCUUCUUGAUUGCUUGAAGCAAAUUUCCCAUGCAGCACAACCAAUCAGAAGCACUACCCAAUUUGGAGGUGGGGGUACUAUGGAUUUCAAGUGUCGGGGAUGAUUGAAUGGGGGCAAAGAUCCAAACCCCAAAACAUCCCUGGAUCAAUUAACCCCCAAAAAAUUCCAUGCUGAAUUUCCGAGGCUUAAAAAUUUCCAGAAAUAGUUAAAUGAUAUACAGUGGAACCUCGAUAUCUCGAUAUAACGAACCUCUAUAUAAUGAAGUCCUCAGUGUAACAAACGAUUUUCUUCACCCCAGUAAGUAGUAAUAUUAGUUUUCUCAGGCUAGCAUUACUUUGACAAUGAUGUUUACCACAUUUGAAACAAUCAAUGAUUUAACUAGAAACCUAACAAGAUAUUUGUUCAUUUUCAGACAUAACUGUCGGAAUUAGCAUUGGACUGUUUGUGUUAUUUCUUGGAAUGGCAAUCUUCGUUUACAAACCAAAGAGGAAAAGAUUUCCUGUCAGAACAACUUACAGUGAAAUAGGACAGGACCAACCCAUGCCAGUGUAAAUAUUUGGGAAAAAUGGUCUGAUUAAGGACAGUAAUCUGAUUGUUACUGAUUGUCAGGAAGUGAAAGUUACGGAGGGACCAAGGCCUAAGUUAUCAUUAUGAACUUUAAAGUCCACAUCUUCCAGUAGAUCUUUAAUGGUCAUUGAUUAAAUGGAAGGAGUUCAUAUUUGAAGAUGUCAACACAGUCUUACAGUUGCUGCUUCUGGUGAUGGCUAAUGUUGCCCUUCCAACACUAUACUUGGGGGAUAUGUUUCUUUGUCACAAAGCAGUGAUUUUGUCAUUUACAAGUAAUUUCUCAAGUUCUUUAGCAGACAUCACGGAGAUCGCAGACUCACUUCAGCUUACCGGAAGCCAAAUUAUACGGAUUUGUAUAGGAAUUUAUCAUAACAUCGAUAAAACAGUGAAAAUGUACACAAACAACUAUUAAAGUAUACAUACCUCAUGAAGAGUUGUGUCUGUGUUGCUUUCUUACUUUUUCCUGCCCUGUGAAUGCCAUCUUAGUAGGGGGGAAACCAAAACAUUAAAACUUGCUAAAAUGGCAUUUAUACGGCAGGAAACAGUAAGAUGGUAAGAAACAGGAAGAUGUUAGGAAAUCUUCACUUCGUUUUCAAGGGCCCAAAGUAUUUAAUUCCCUUAGCUCUGAAAUUCAGAAUGCCUCUAGUAUUGCUGUGUUUACUUUUUAACUAAAGUCAUUUUUCUUGGUAUAAGCACCUUUACUUCUCUUAAUACUUGUAUGUAGUUUUUCGCUUCUUUCUCGUAAUUUUGCAUUAUUUUAUCUUACUUUUUCUUUUUUGCUUUUGCACUUGUACGUUCAGCCUUAUCUAUUUUUAUCCUAUGAAAUUAUUGUUGUCUUUGUU
Porites evermanni is the source of this 3012-nucleotide messenger RNA. NCBI's taxonomy places the organism in Eukaryota, Metazoa, Cnidaria, Anthozoa, Scleractinia, Poritidae. The record is from the annotation of a GenBank genome assembly.